Molecule: messenger RNA, 1623 nt
Organism: Wyeomyia smithii (pitcher-plant mosquito)
Lineage: Eukaryota; Metazoa; Arthropoda; Insecta; Diptera; Culicidae
Product: tRNA pseudouridine synthase-like 1
Exons: 5
Coding region: 329-1438 (369 amino acids)
Biological process (GO): tRNA pseudouridine synthesis
Molecular function (GO): pseudouridine synthase activity; RNA binding
Source: RefSeq, a predicted model, not a curated record
CCGUUAGAGACUGUGUUAUAAAGAGAUACGCAAAGAGAAAAGCAGUAAAUAUGGCAACCCUUUGCUGAUAUUUUAUUUUAAACAUUUCUGGCAACCACAUUUAUUUUCGCAUGACUUUUCAUACGCACUAGAAAGUGUAAUGAAAUUUCGAAACUUUGUGAGGAUAUAUUACUGAGUUUCAGUGCUUGUUCAUACAAUUAUAAUAAUUUCCAAUGCAUCACUCAUAACAUGAGCAUGACGAACACAUUUUUCGUUGGAACCAUAAUUGCACGUGAUUCACAGAAUUUGAACUGAUCGCAACACACAUUCUGUACGAAAAGUAACACGCAUGAGUUUGUUUACUUUGCACACUUGGAGCCUCGAUUUGACGGUUCACUUUGAGUUUUCGACCUCACUGUUUGCGUAUCUGUUCAUAACACCGUCUGUAGUAUCCGUGUUUCUAAAUUUAAAAAUACCAAUGAAUCGCUACCUUAUUAAUUUGUCUUACAUCGGGACACAGUUCAGGGGGAUUCAAAAAAAUCUCGUAAAAGAAAAUCCUUCCUUGGACGAUCCUCAUUCGGUAGAAGGUCUUUUAGAGAUUGCACUGAAGAAGUUAUGUCCAGUUAACGAUUUUAAGAUCAAAUUAUCAAGCAGGACAGAUGCCGGCGUGCACGCUCUCCACAACACAGUCCAUGUUGAUCUAGAAAGACGCAACGGAAAACCUUAUGAAGAGGAUAAAGUCACCCGACGUUUAAACAGAGCAUUCGGGUCACAAGAGCUUCCGAUCCGAGUAAUCAGCACUCAGCUGGUUCCCAUGAGCUUUCACGCACGUCUUUGCGCCAAAUCACGUACCUACCUCUACCGAUUAGCUGUGUUAAGGCGAAAGUAUUGCGAAGGUACCUCGAUGCAUGCCUUAACCCGGUUUAUUCCCAUUGAGGAACACGAUCGGUGCUAUUUUGUUGCUAAUCCCACAUUCAAUAUCGAAAGGUUUCAACAAGCUGCCAGUUUGUUCGUAGGGUAUCACGAUUUUCGUACGUUCAUGGCAGUAUCCCGGGGUAAUCCCAGACAACAGGACGCAUCGUUCACCUUGAGAAGAAUUCAUGAUAUAUCAGUUGUAAAGGGUGCACCUAUGGUUUCGACAUUCAACCGCGAUUUGGCGGAACAGUAUUACGAUUACUGGGACAUUCGGAUAAAAGGACGUUCAUUUUUAUACAAACAGGUGCGACGUAUGAUAGGCACUUGGAUUGCAGCUGCAGAAGGACGUAUAACGGAAAGGGACGUGCAGCAAAUGCUUACAGUACCCUCGGCGCAUUCCUGGUGUGACCGAGCCGUAGUGGCUCCAGCUUACGGACUCUACCUUUGUCAGGUUGAAUACGAUUCGGUUGAUUUAGCGUUUACCGCGCAGAAUGAGUUUCCUCGAGCAGCUGAAGCUAAGCAAACAGGGACUACAACCAACUGAAACUACCGUGACCUACGCGGAUGGGUCCCGAAAAAUCUUCCGCGGUGAACUGGAACGCUCUGCCCCAUCACGACUUGGAUUCAUUGUUGACAACAGCCCAGAUCAGACACCUGCUUGCAUUCUCCAGAAUUUUCUCUAUCUUGGAUCACAGGAUUGUGUUAGAAAAGAAGUUAUCGAAAAAUAUG